UUAAAGAAUGCGAGCACAAGUAAAUAACUGUUAGACGCUGGACUUUGGUUUGUUUUCAGUCGGGCUUUUCGAUAAUUUGAUAAACGUCGAGUACGGUGUGAUCCAAAUAACAUCUACCUACGCUAGGAAACAUUAGUGGUAUCUUAUUAACCCUUUUCCUUAAGAUAUAGGGUGUCGAAAGCACGUUUCGUCGCGAAUUUCGUGGUUAGUGCGAGAAGGGUUCAAGAGAGGUUAAGGUUAAAAGUGCAUUUAGAACGUGAACAAGUGAAUAUAAGUGAAAUACAACAAAAAAAUAACAAAAACGAAAGAAAAUCCAUCGCCGUAGUUUCUUUGUUUAACAAUAACAUGGUCUUGAUACCUACGUGAUAAAUUGUGAAUAACCUAUUUUGGAGCUUUAAAUUGCUGUCAUGAAGCUGUUGAGUGCCAAAAGAUACCAUGGAGCCAACCAUUUUUUGGGUGCAUUAAAAUGACUUAAAAGAACAUUAUUAUUUUUUUCUAUGACUAUUAUGGUGUGUAAAGUUGAAUAUCCUAUAGUUCCUACGGUAUUAGAAUGUCGCACAGAGAUUUUACAGAGGUGGAAGCGGAGGGCACAUCUGAAUUGCCAGCAGCAAGCAGGGCUUUGUUUCUUGAGAAGGUUCGGCAAUCAAACGCAGCUUGCCAAAAUGGCGAUUUCCCAACAGCAAUAUCUCUCUAUACCGACGCUUUACAGCUCGAUCCAACCAAUCAUAUCCUAUACUCUAACAGAUCAGCGGCAAGACUGAAACAGGGAUUGUUUACGCAAGCUCUCCAAGAUGCCAUUACUGCUAGAGACCUUUGUCCUACAUGGCCGAAAGCUUAUUACAGGCAAGGCGUAUCACUCCAAUGCCUCGGUAGACACGGCGAGGCCCUUGCUGCCUUCAGCCAAGGCCUGGGCCAAGACCCCAACUCCCAGCAACUUUUGGCCGGAUUGGUAGAGGCGUCGAUUAAAUCUCCAUUAAGGCACAACCUGGAACCUACAUUCCAACAGCUGGAGGUCAUGAAACUGAACCAAAGUCCUUUUGUUCUUAUAUCGGUCGUCGGUCAGGAAUUAUUAGCAGCUGGUUUAUAUCAUUCGGCCGUAACGGUGUUGGAAUCCGCUCUAAGAAUAGGUUCUUGUUCCCUGAAACUGAGAGGUUCCGUUUUCAGCGCGCUGAGUUCCGCACACUGGGCUUUAAAUCAGCUGGACAAAGCUAUAGGAUACAUGCAGCAAGAUCUUGCUAUUGCCAAAAGUUUAGGUGACACGGCUGGUGAAUGCAGGGCACAUGGAAACCUGGGUUCAGCGUAUUUCAGCCAAGGCUCUUACAAAGAAGCUUUGACAGCUCACAGAUAUCAACUUGUCCUUGCCAUGAAAUGCAAAGAUACACAAGCUGCAGCAGCGGCCUUAACAUCUUUAGGCCACGUUUACACAGCAAUCGGUGACUAUCCAAAUGCCCUAGCUUCACACAAGCAAUGUGUCCAGCUGGUGAAACAAAUGGGCGAUCGAUUGCAAGAAGCCAGAGAAAUUGGUAAUGUAGGAGCUGUUUAUCUGGCUAUGGGCGAUUUUGACAGUGCUGUAGAUUGUCAUACGCAACAUUUAAGAUUGGCGAGGAGAUUAGGCAAUCAGGUUGAAGAAGCAAGAGCGUACAGUAAUUUAGGUUCAAGUUAUCAUUAUAAAAGAAAUUUUGCCCAGGCUAUAGUAUACCAUGAGAAAGUUUUGAGACUAGCGCAAGCUAUAGGCGACAAGUGUGUAGAAGCACGGGCAUACGCUGGUCUGGGACACGCAUCUAGAUGUGCAGGUGAUUUCGUUCAAGCAAAACACUGGCACGAGCGUCAAUUAGAUGUCGCACUAGCAACCAGGGACAAACUGGGCGAAGGAAGGGCUUGUAGCAAUUUAGGAAUAGUUUAUCAACUCUUGGGAGAAUAUGAUGCCGCACUUAAACUACACCAAGCCCAUUUAGCAAUAGCUAGAAGUCUUCAAGAUCGAGCAGGAAUGGGAAGGGCGUAUGGCAAUAUAGGAAAUGCUUAUUCCGCAGCUGGUUUCUAUGAAUCAGCUAUAAAAUAUCAUAAGCAAGAAUUAACCAUAAGCAAGGAAGUACAUGACAGGAGUUCAGAGGCAAGUACACAUGGAAACCUAGCUGUCGCUUAUCAAGCUUUGGGCGCGCAUGACAUGGCCUUACUACAUUAUAGAGCUCAUUUAGGAAUUGCAAGAGAACUAAAAGAUACCGCAGGUGAAGCGUGUGCUCUUUUGAAUUUAGCUAAUUGCCUUAGCUCCAGGUCAGAGUUUGCUGAAGCUAUUCCAUACUACGAGCAAUAUUUAAUGUUAUCACAAGAACUGUCUGAUGUUGAAGGGGAAGCAAAAGCGUGUCAUUUUCUAGGAUAUGCUCAUUACUGUAUUGGUAACUAUCGAGAGGCAGUGCGAUAUUAUGAUCAAGAUCUUGCCUUAGCAAAAGAUUUGCAAGACAAAAUGAACAUGGGAAGAGCGUACUGUAACCUAGGUUUGGCGCAUUUAGCUUUGGGACAAUUAGAUACGUCGUUAGAAUGCCAAAAGUAUUUUCUGGCAAUAGCACACAUGACUAAUAAUUUAGCAGGCAAGUUUCGGGCACUGGGCAAUAUUGGGGAUGUAUUAAUUAAAAUGGGAGAAACUGAGGAAGCAAUCAAAAUGUACCAUAGACAGCUGGCUUUGGCUAGAAGCGACAGAGACAGAACUAUGGAAGCAGCAGCAUGUGGUGCUUUAGGAACAGCGCAUAGGUUACUAAAACGAUUUGACAAAGCUUUAGGGUAUCAUACUCAAGAACUAACUUUAAGACAAGAGAUGUCUGAAUUAUCUGGCGAGUGCAGAGCUCACGGACAUUUGGGCGCGGUCCAUAUGGCAUUAGGAAAUUAUACUCACGCUGUAAAGUGCUAUCAGGAGCAACUUGAAAGAGCACAAGAGUUACAAGAUUGUGCGGUUGAAGCUCAAUCGUAUGGAAAUUUAGGAAUUGCCAGAAUGAAUAUGACACACUAUGAGGAUGCAAUAGGUCAUUUUGAACAACAAUUAGCAACUUUAGAGAGGUUAAGCAGCUCGACAGCUCAGUUAGACAAAGGACGAGCCUUCGGUAGCUUAGGAGAUUGUUACGAUGCUCUAGGUGAUCCAGAGGAGGCUGCUAAAUGUCACGAGCAAUAUUUAGCUAUUUCUUUAAAAUUAAAAAGUAUUCGGGACCAAGAACGAGCCUAUAGAGGAUUAGGACAUGCACAAAGAUCAUUGGGCAAUCUUCAGCAAGCUCUGGUUUGCCUUGAAAAACGAUUAGUUGUCUCUCAUGAAUUGGGAAUACCUGAAGCUAAAGCAGCAGCUUAUGGUGAAUUGGGCCAACUUCAUGCUACGUUAGGUAACUUAGAACAGGCAGUGUCAUGUCUGGAACAUCAGAAGAGCAUUGCACGGGAUUUAAAUGACAAAAUUAUGGAAUCUGAAGCUCUAUGCGGAUUGGGCAAUGUAUAUCAACAAAUGGGAGAAUAUUCAACUGCAUUAAAAUAUCACCAAAGUGAUCUAGAAAUUGCCGAACAACUAGAUAUGCCAACUUUACAGAGUCGAGCUUGUGGAAGUAUAGGGAAUGUUUACGAAUCUUUAGGAAAAUUAGACCAAGCUGUUCAAUACCAAGAACAACACUUGUCUAUUGCUAUGAGUACAAAUGAUCAAAUUGCCAAAACUUUAGCUUAUAGUGCCUUAGGUAGAGUGUAUCAGUUACUAGGGAACAAAGUGCAAGCGAUAGCAUAUUUGACUCAAGGUCUUUGUAUAGCAGAAGCGCUAGGUAAAAAAGAUGAAGAAGCAAAAAUUCGAAAUCGUUUAGGGUUGGCGCUAUAUGCAAAUAGAGACCUUGAUGGUGCUCAGAAGCAACUAGAAGCCGCCACCCAUGUUUUAGAAGGCAUACGAAGAGAAACGAAAAAUAGUUCUGAAUACAAACUCUCGCUGUUUGAACUACAGUCUUCGAGUUAUCAAGUUUUACAAAGAGUAUUAAUUUCCCUUAAUAGACCCGACGAUGCUUUAGUUGUCGCCGAGAGGGGUAGAAAUAGAGCUUUUGUGGACCUCUUAUUAGAAAGACAAGGACUAAACGAUUCUAAAUCCAAAUGCAAAGGAAUGAGAAGUGACAUAAUGGAUAUAAGUACCUUAGAUCACCUUAAAGAUAUUGUAAAUAGACAAAGAGCACCUGCACUCUACUAUAGUAUAGCAACUGGAUUUUUAUAUGCGUGGUUAAUCUUGCCUUCCAAAGGAAUAGUCAAGUUCCAUUCAGCGCCAUUGAUGGAAUCACAAGAAUCUGCAGAUAACUUUGACAAUAUUGAUCCGGUUCCAAGUGGCACGGGUUUAUUAGAGAAAUUAGUGAUAUCAGUGAGAGAUAGUCUAGGUUUGGAGUUAAAUCCUUGUAGUACAAUAGCUGAAGACCAAUAUGUUGACGAUAAUGUAUCUGAAAGAACAGGUUUUCUCAGGAUGGUAAACAGACAGCAUUUGAUGAACUCCAGUAACUAUUCUUUAAGUUCUCUUUUCUCACUGGGUAGUGUCGGAGGCUCAGUUGCUUCCCUUCAAGGUAGUACCAGAUCUAGUUCUAGUGCUCAAGGCUCUACUAGGGUUUCAAGGAGACAACUCUGGAAAGGACCUAGUUGUUUGCAUGCUUUGUAUACACUACUCUUGCAGCCCUUUGAAGACUAUUUGCCAUCAAAAAGUGCAAGUUCAAAGAAUGCGGGUAAUAAGAGGGAACUCAUAUUAGUUCUUGAAGGAGAUUUAUAUUUGGUUCCAUUCCCUGUUUUACGAUCGGCAAAUGAAAAUUCCGAAUAUUUAUGCGAAAGGUUUUCUUUAUUAGUUGUGCCAAAUCUAAUGUCCUUAAAAUCCGGUAGGACAAGAAAACAAGACACAAAUCAAACAGUGCGUAGUCUUAUAGUAGGCAAUCCAAAAUUGCCACCUACUAUUACGGAUCAUUGGGGUUGGAAAGAUAUCCCUCAAGCUGAACAAGAAGCUACUAUGGUAGCGGAGCUCUUACAGUCUCAAGUUCUAGUUGGUAAUAAUGCUACCAAAGAGCAGGUCUUGACCCAGAUUCAAGAGGCAGAAUGUGUACACUUUUCCACACAUGUAUCUUGGAAAUUGUCCAGCUUAGUUCUUUGCCCAGCAGAGGUAUUGGAACAAUCACCAACAAAGCGACUUUAUAUUACUGAUAACUCAGAAGAAGAUGAGCACAGCGAAGUGUCAAUCAGUACCGAGAUUCCUCCCCUUUCUGAAUUUUUAUUGAGUGCUGCAGAUAUUUUAUCUUUAAAAUUAUCAGCCCGUUUAGUAGUGGUGAGCUCAUCCCAUACCAGAGAUCAACAAGGAUGGGCUACUUCGGAUGGGCUUGUGGCUUUAGUACGAGCACUAUUAGCUGCUGGAGCUCAAGCAGUUCUUGUAUCAUUGUGGCCUGUUCCAGAUACAGCUACAAAAAUUCUUUUGAGAGCAUUUUACUCAGCUUUACUUCAAGGCACCAGAGCAGCAAAAGCCUUAAGUGAAGCAAUGCAGACUGUACAACACACAAAACAUUUUGCACAUCCUGCCAAUUGGGCUGGAUUUGUUUUGAUUGGAUUAAACGUGAGGCUAUCAAAUAAGGUUGCCUUAAUGGGUCAAGCUUUAUGCGAAUUAUUACAAGUUCCUGAUAAAUGUAGAGAUGCUUUAAGAGUUACUCUCCACUUAGUUGAGAAAAGUUUACAAAGGAUUCAUAGGGGACAGAAAAAUGCAAUGUACACCACACAAAAAUCAAUUGAAAAUAAGGUUGGUACUGUGACAGGAUGGAAAGAACUACUGAUGUCUGUCGGGUUUAGGUUUGAACCAGCCUCCAACGGCAUUCCAAGUAGUGUAUUUUUUCCUCAAUCUGAUCCUGAUGAAAGGUUGACUCAAUGCUCCGCUAGUUUACAGGCAUUACUAGGUCUUACAAGUACCUCCAUACAAGCUCUAUCAAAACUAACUUCAAAUCCUGACGUGGCCGAUGAUAUUAUCGCUGUAAUUCAAGCAGCACUAUCUCAAUUUUCUUCCAAAUCGUUAGAAAACGAUACGGUGGAUGUAGCUUUAAAUGUCAGGUUAUGGAGAGUACCUGGAUGUCAUGAACUUCUGGCAUCGCUUGGUUUUGACCUUUGCGAUGUAGGUCAAGAUAAAGUAACACUGAGAACUGGAAAACAAGCCAAUAAAAGAAAUUUACAGUUCACCUUACAAGCCCUAUUGGCAUUAUUUGACACUCAGGAAGCACCCAAGAGUCUUACUAUCGAUUCAUCUAGCAGUUUAGAAUCUCUUCCAUCUAUCGACAAUGAUUAUCCACACUCUGACAAUGAAAUAUGCUCGACUCCCCAACCGACACCAAAAGUUUUGACAAAGAGAGUUCCACCUCCAUUCAGUCGAACAGUCUUGCCACAUAAACGACUUGGCGGUGCGUUUACGUCAUAUGUCAGGAGACGUGGUGAACCUGAUGGCCGAACAGCAAAUCCUACAGACGUUAAAACCAUGCCGGAUAUUAAAGUACGUAAAAAUAAUACUUUAUCUCGACCUGGCGGAGGAGAGUCCGAUGCAGCCUUUACUCCUAGUCCUCCAGUAGUCAUGCAACCAGAAAAUACUAGUAUAGCUAUGUCUCUUGCCCACCAAUCACGAAUAAGAUCUCUAUAUCCACAAACCGACUCCAAAGCAGACCCGAUGAGACCCGAUAGUUCAAGUUCAGCAAGCUCAGCAACAGAUUGGGAGAGUGGCCACGCUACAGUUUUAAGAAGACAAACCCAAAACCAGAUGCCUCCCUUGCCACCUCCUAGAACAAAUAAACCUCUCGUCAACUUGCCACUGUAUAAUAACCUGCCACCGGGUAUGUUUGAGAACAGUUCUGACAGCGAACUAGAAAAAAUGGAAGCGAAAAUGUUCAGUACUAAUCCUCGAGUUAAAAUAACAUUUAAAAAGUCAAGAAAUUCAAUGUGCACUCUUGAUAGACUAAGUGUAAGAACAGAGGUAUCUCAUCCAACGCCAUCAGUACUACUUCAACCGCAGCUGUCAAACAACCGCAAACCAAUAACUCUACCGAGCGAGGAAACGCUUCCUUCAAAUGAAAGAUUGUUAUACUUUUCACCAAACGAAUCAGACACAACAGCAACUCUAUCAUCUUUGGUAUCUAUGGCAACAACUGCUGUAGGAGUACCAUUAACAACUACAGUAGGAGCAACUGGUGAAGGCGAUGAUCCGGAGUUGGUCGGUACGAAAUCGGAUGCAACAGUUGGGAUUAAAUCAAAUAGCGCGGCUGCACUCCACGACACAAUUUUGGCAACUCAGUUGAGGCACAUAAACCGAGAAAUGACGCCUACAAUAUCUGAGGUGUAUCAUGAACGAAAUAUUGGUCUAGGAUUAGCACCGCCAUUAUCUAAGUUGUUGUUAAAUCAAUCUAAUAGUUCUGCUCCAAAAACCGACAACACUGUAUUGGAGAAGAUUACUUUAGGUAUAUUAGACGACGAAGAUAUAAGCAACGAAGUGAAUGGAUCAAACUGCCAAAGGUGUAAGAUGGAAAGAUGUACUUGCCAAAAAUCUAAAUCAUCCAAACCAUGGUUAACUGAAAAUGCAAGUGCUAUUCAGCAAAUUCAAAGUUCCGACCUCACGACAGCUGAUAUUUUAGAAAGGGAAGUGAAAAAUAAGAAAGUCUUAAAAGCCGAUCAAAGGAAGAAAGAUGAACACGAACCCAAACGACUGUCUCCUUUUUCUGAAAUGUCCCGUAGAGACGAAGGUGAUGGCAGAAGUAUAGCUGAUUCAACAUCCUCCAGCUACAAGAACACUCAAUUUUUAACCUAUCACGGAGCUGACAAAACGAAAAGCAAAUCCAGUGCGAAAAUUCGAACGAUACCCAAGCAGAGACAGCGAAAUACACAAAACUAGAAGGAAAUUAGUACAACCCAUAUCUGUAAGAAAAAAGAAAAUUAGUGGAACAGGGUGUUAUUUAAUUAUAUAUUCUUUACUAAGAAAAUUCGACUGAAUAUACAAAAGUAAACUAAUAUUUUAGAUAGAGCAUAUAUGUGUAUAUGUAUUUUGAGAUAUUUAAUUUUCAUUUAAAAAAAUAAAUGUAUA
Sitophilus oryzae (rice weevil) is the source of this 8071-nucleotide messenger RNA. RefSeq names its product tetratricopeptide repeat protein 28. Bases 551 to 7882 code for a protein of 2443 amino acids. Gene Ontology annotation, molecular function: protein binding. The transcript has 39 exons. NCBI's taxonomy places the organism in Eukaryota, Metazoa, Arthropoda, Insecta, Coleoptera, Curculionidae. The record is from RefSeq and is a predicted model, not a curated record.